AUGUCGUUUGAUUCCUUCAGCAUGUAUCAGCUUGAUACGCCAAAUAUGCUAGGUGGCCAGAAUGCCCAAUCUUCACAUGACAACUUUCAAUUAAGUCCAUUCGAUACCUGCCAAGUCCCUGGCAUGAUUCAGUAUCAAAUGGAUAUGCAGCGAGAUCUACAGGAAGAUGAGGAACCAAAAUCAAAUCCGAGGCCCAAGCUCGGCUACAAGCGAGCCUCAUCAGCAUGCAAGCAAUGCAGACAUCGCAAGAUAAGGUGCAUCGCCUCUUCUUCCGACGCCCAAGCUCGUUGCGUCAGCUGCGUUCGUUUGAAGAAAGAGUGCAGCUCUUACCUUACGGGCCGGUCAUCUGCUGAUGGCUCUGAUCUCAUUCGAGUAGCCAGGUUCUCUCCUUCUACCGAUGGAGGCUCAGACGCAUAUGAUCUAGCACAGACUUCUGCCAGCAUGGAGAAAUAUCUAGACAUUCAAAAGCCACCGUUGGAUUCAUCCAAAACGAGGGCUACAGCUUCAGUAGCCCCCAUAGGCAAUGGCAUCUCGUGGGCAGAUGACUUUGCAUCUGGAAUGAGAGGUUUGUUCAACUUUGAUGAUAAAGUCUUCGAGUCGGUCUUUGCUAACACCACUCUUCUCUGGUAUCUACAGUAG
Fusarium musae is the source of this 639-nucleotide messenger RNA. RefSeq lists its product as uncharacterized. The record is from RefSeq and is a predicted model, not a curated record. The transcript is spliced from 2 exons. Gene Ontology annotation, molecular function: zinc ion binding; DNA-binding transcription factor activity, RNA polymerase II-specific. NCBI's taxonomy places the organism in Eukaryota, Fungi, Ascomycota, Sordariomycetes, Hypocreales, Nectriaceae. Bases 1 to 639 code for a protein of 212 amino acids. Gene Ontology annotation, biological process: regulation of DNA-templated transcription.